Cynocephalus volans (Philippine flying lemur) is the source of this 537-nucleotide messenger RNA. RefSeq names its product hes family bHLH transcription factor 3 (gene HES3). Gene Ontology annotation, molecular function: protein dimerization activity; RNA polymerase II cis-regulatory region sequence-specific DNA binding; DNA-binding transcription factor activity, RNA polymerase II-specific. The record is from RefSeq and is a predicted model, not a curated record. Gene Ontology annotation, biological process: regulation of transcription by RNA polymerase II; regulation of neurogenesis; anterior/posterior pattern specification. NCBI's taxonomy places the organism in Eukaryota, Metazoa, Chordata, Mammalia, Dermoptera, Cynocephalidae. Bases 1 to 537 code for a protein of 178 amino acids. Gene Ontology annotation, cellular component: nucleus. The transcript has 3 exons.
AUGGAGAAGAAGCGACGCGCGCGCAUCAACGUGUCGCUGGAGCAGCUCAAGUCGCUGCUGGAGAAACACUACUCGCACCAGAUCCGGAAACGCAAGCUGGAGAAGGCCGACAUCCUGGAGCUGAGCGUCACCUACAUGAAAAGCCUUCAGAACUCGCUGCAAGGGCUCUGGCCGGUACCCAGCGGACCUGAGUACCCGUCGGGUUUCCGCGGCUGCCUGCCCGGCGUGAGCCAGCUCCUUCGACGAGGAGAGGAGGGCGGCGGCGGCCUGCGCUGCCCCCUGGUGCCCGAGAGCGCGUGUGACAGCACCAUGGACAGCGCCGGGCCUGCCCGGGAGGCGCCUGAGCUGCGCGGGUCCUGCGUCCCCACCGUCUGGGCUCCUGCUCCGGCCGCCGGCAGCCCGCGAUCCCCUCCACCUCGGCUCUUCCUCCUCGGAGGUCUCCCCGGCUCGUCCACCAGCGUCCCCGCGCCGCAGCCAGCGUCGGGACGCCGCGCCGAGAGCCCCGGGCCGGGUCUGCGCGUGUGGCGACCCUGGUGA